UGUGGAGUAUGAAUAUGGUAUCAAAAUUCAAUAGAAUAUGUCGAUAUGUUGCGUAAUCUUUUCAUCGUUGCUAAUUGGACCCCAGUUGGUCAAAGAGUUAGGAGACUAGUUGAAGUCAUAUCUGAUUCAAGCAUCUCAUAGUUUAAUUAGUCUUCAAGUUAAUCCGAUAAAUUCGAAGUAUCUGAUAGACGAUCAAAUUUUUAAAGAUCGGCGUCAGCCUAACCUGUUGGAUUCAUACCAUGUUUACGUGAAUCAGUUAGUCCUUGUGUGUUGCCUGGGCAGCUGUGCAGAAGUUUUUGUAAUUCAACUUUGAAGAAUAGAAUUGGCGGCUGGAGUAAGACAGGGUAGAUAGUAUCAGCAGGCAUGGCUGGAAAUGAGAAUGGGCCUGUUCUGCAAUUUGCGGCCUUUCAAAGUUCUGUGGAUGAAGGCUUUUGGCAUGGAUUGUCUUCAUUGAAACUCAACAAGCUAAAAACUGACGAGUCACCAAUUUCAAUAACGGGCUUCUAUGCACCUUGCUCCAACCCUCAAGUGUCAAGCCAUCUAACUCUCCUUACUGAAUCCUUGCCUACUGAACCAAGUGAUGGUCUACCGACCGAAACAAGUCGUGGGAACAGAAACAAAUGUUCUGUGCCUGGCAUUCUUUACAAUACAAACACGUUAGAAGGGUAUCACUCCCUGGAUAAACAAGGGUUGUUAAAGGCUGAAGCAAAGAAGAUUUGGGAGGAUAUUAGAUCAGGAAAGGCAGAGGAGGACAGUUCUGUGCUUUUGAGGUUCCUUCUUAUAUCGUUUGCAGACCUCAAGAAAUUUAACUUUUAUUACUGGUUUGCAUUCCCUGCUCUGGUUCUUGACCCUCCAGCAACAUUAGUUAAUUUGAGGCCAGCAUCCCAAUGGUUCACCCUGCAAGAGGCUGAAUCUGUGUCGGCAUGUUGUAAUGAGUGGCGUAUGUCAAGUUUAACAGCAGAUGUGCCAUUCUUUUUGGUCUCCAUUUCUUCAAAUUCGCAUGCGACUAUUAGAUCUCUGAAGGACUUCAAAGCUUGUCAACAGGACGGUCAUAAGAUCCUAUUUGCUUUCUAUGAUCCCUGUCAUCUUCCAAACAAUCCUGGCUGGCCUCUACGCAACUUUCUGGCAUUUAUUUCUGCAAGAUGGAACAUUAAGAAGGUUCAGUUUUUAUGCUAUCGCGAGAACCAUGGCUUUGCUGAUUUGGGUUUGUCCCUCAUUGGUGAGGCUCUGGUACAACCUUCACAAGCAUGGCAAGAUCAACAGCAUGUGCCUAAUGCUGUUGGAUGGGAACUCAAUAAAGGGAAGAGAAUACCUAGAUGCAUUAACCUAUCUACUUCAAUGGAUCCAACUAGGAUGGCUGUAUCAGCUGCGGAUUUGAAUCUAAAGCUAAUGAGAUGGCGUGCCCUGCCGUCUUUGGACUUGAGUAUGUUAUCUAGCACCAAGUGUCUUUUGUUGGGAGCUGGGACUCUUGGAUGCCAGGUGGCUCGCAUGCUUAUGGCUUGGGGUGUACGGAAAAUAACGUUAGUUGAUAGUGGUAAGGUGGCCAUGUCAAAUCCAUUGCGGCAAUCCCUAUAUACAUUGGAAGACUGUCUCGAUGGUGGGGAUUUUAAAGCCUUAGCAGCAGCUAAAAGUCUCCGGAGAAUUUUUCCAGCAGUGGAAGCAGAAGGGGUGGUGAUGGCUAUACCUAUGCCUGGGCAUCCGGUACCUAGUCAAGAAGAGCACAACGUGCUUGAUGACUGCAGAAGUCUCCAUGAUUUGGUCGAGUCUCAUGAUGCCAUUUUUUUGUUGACUGAUACAAGGGAAAGUCGUUGGCUUCCAACUCUUUUAUGUUCAAAUGCUAAUAAGCUUACAAUUACUGCCGCAUUGGGGUUUGACAGUUUCUUGGUAAUGCGUCAUGGUGCUGGUCCGCUCACUGCAACUGAUGAAUCGAAAGCCGAACCUGUUAGUUCUUUAUCUGCCGGUGUUGAAGAAAUGUCAAUGACACAGGGAGAUAGCAAGAUGAGGCUGGGAUGUUACUUCUGCAACGAUGUUGUUGCCCCUGUGGAUUCAACGGCUAACCGCACUUUGGACCAGCAAUGCACGGUGACACGUCCUGGACUUGCUCCUAUUGCAUCGGCCCUUGCAGUCGAACUGUUGGUUGGGAUUUUGCAUCAUCCUCUUGGGAUAUCAGCAAAAGCUGAAUUUGGCAACUCUUUGGAUGGUGGAAACAGUGAGCAGCCUCUUGGUAUAUUACCCCAUCAAAUCCGAGGUGCCCUAUCGCAGUUCUCUCAGAUGAUACUUGUGGGACAUUCCUCGAAUAGCUGCACCGCCUGUUGCCCAAUUGUGGUUUCUGAGUAUCGGAAAAGGGGUCUAGAUUUCGUCCUACAAGCCAUCAAUCAUCCUACUUAUUUGGAGGAUCUCACCGGACUAACGGAACUGAUGAAAUCGGCUAACUCUUUCGAACUUGACUGGGAUAACGAGACUGAUAACGACGAUGAUUGUGUUGAAAUCUAAUUUUCUCGUGUAUUUUUUCAGUAUGAAGUAUAACUUAUCCGUGAAUAAUAAAUACAUGGUAGCUUAUUCAAUUUAGUUAAUUUCUGGAAAAUUACAAAUAUUGUUUAACAUAUAAAUAACCAAUUAAUUUUUUUAACCA
Cynara cardunculus var. scolymus (artichoke) is the source of this 2632-nucleotide messenger RNA. RefSeq names its product ubiquitin-like modifier-activating enzyme atg7. The coding region runs from base 364 to 2493 and encodes 709 amino acids. The record is from RefSeq and is a predicted model, not a curated record. The transcript has 15 exons. NCBI's taxonomy places the organism in Eukaryota, Viridiplantae, Streptophyta, Magnoliopsida, Asterales, Asteraceae. Gene Ontology annotation, cellular component: cytoplasm; phagophore assembly site. Gene Ontology annotation, biological process: autophagy of mitochondrion; piecemeal microautophagy of the nucleus; C-terminal protein lipidation. Gene Ontology annotation, molecular function: Atg8 activating enzyme activity; Atg12 activating enzyme activity.